GAACGUCACCACCUUAGUUCCUGGCAAAUCUGCUCACUGCAAAAGUUUUAUGAUUUUUUAAAUUUGACAUUUGUUCCUUAAUGCAAUUUUUGUUUUUUUUAUAAUAACAAAAGUAGAUAUUUUUAUUUAAGAGAUUACUUAAACUGAUGGGUAUAAAAUGCAAAUUAGCAGUGUUGUUCUCCAAGGAUAGUUAAUGGAGAAAGAGGGUGUUUACCAUUACCAGUACAACUACAGUUGCAGAGUUCAGGGGUUUCUUGGAGUAGCAUUAAAGUCUGAAAGAGAGAAAUAUAAAAUAAAAAGAUUAAAAAAUUGAGUGUUUUUUUUGUUGUAAUAAAUGGUUUCUUUUUGUGAUUUAGGGAGGUGAUCAUUUGUUUUUACAGAGAAAAGAUCUGAAAAAGAGCAAAAAGAUGGUUUAUUUUCGUCAGAUUUUUCUCAUGAUCAUUGUAGUGGUGAUAUCGUUACAAUGCUGCAACGUUAGUUUCUUUAGCAUUUUUGCUGAUGCUAAAGAGCUUGAUGACUGGAGAGCGUUAACGGUGGAAAACGGUGAGAGAUAUCGGACCCAGAUCGGAAAACUCGUCGGAGAAGACGGAGGCGAGAGGAAAAAGCUUCGGGUUUUGGAAAAGUUCCGAGCUUUACUCGAUUUGAUCAAACCCGCUACUUCCCGUCGACGGAAUCUCGCAACUUCAGCUACUUUCUCUCCCUGGCCGGCGCCUUCGCCGUCUCCGUUUCCAAGCGAUGGCCCAAUCGAGUCUCCGGCGUAUCCUCCAGCUCCUCCACUGCCAAUCCCCCCGCAUCUCCGCCGUCCGUUACCUCAACGGACCCAUCCAUCGAGACAACCCGAGAUUCAGAGGCGAAAACACGAGAAAGGAGGAACAUUUAACAAGAUUCUUCUACCAGUUGCCGUUUCUACAGCUUCUGGAGUCGGUUUCGUGGUUUGUGUAGUGGGAGUGUUCUGUCUCUGCGCGAGAAUCAGAAAAAGGAAGAAGAGCGGCAAAACGGCGUCGUUGAAGCGGAAAAAGGGCAAAUCUCAGAGCUCGACGAGGAAGGUCAGUGUAAACCCUACUCUCGAUUUCUUGUACCUGAACUCACUAGGAGUCGAUCUAGAGAGGCAAAGCUCUGUUUCAGUUAAGGAAAUACGAGAAACCGAGAAGGAUUUGAGCGAUAACAAUGGUGGAUUGCUUGAAGAAGAGGUAAAGAGAAGCGUAGAAACAGAGAUUUUGUCAGACUCGGACAAUGCUACUAGUUAUUCAACGAAAGAAAUUGUGUCGGUGCACGAAAAUGACGAAGAACAAACAGUAGACUCUGUUUCUGCUCCUGUUGUUAUCAAUAGAUGCGAUACUUCUGACGAUGAUGAGUCUUUUCAUUCCGUUGGUGGUGGCUCUCAUUAUUCAAAUCCAAGAUUGUCAAAUGCUUCUUCUUCCUCUGUUUCUGGUAGCGUCAACGUUGGAUCCUCUCAACGCUUCUCAGAACGCGAAUUGGAGAUUCCAGAAUGUUCCACAAAAGAAUUUGGAAUCUCUCCUCCUCCUCCACCGCCACCGCCUCCGCCUCCACCGCUUCCGCAAUUCUCAAAGAAACGUCUUCAAACUCUGUCUUUGCCAGAAACUAAUCUGCAGACGCUUUCGUCGCAAUUAUGUGAAAAAGUUUGCGCUUCUUCCUCGGAACCAAGUCUUGCGAUCAAUGUACCAAAUUCACAAGAUAUUGGUUAUAAAUCUCAACCGCGCCCACCUCCACCGCCGCCGCUACCGACACAACAACUUCAAGCAGCGGGACCGAACAAAACGCCUCCACCGCCACUGUCUCUUGACUUUUCUCAGCCUAGACCGUUAGGCAAAGACGGAGCUCCAUUGCCUAAACUAAAGCCGCUUCAUUGGGAUAAAGUCAGGGCUACACCGGACCGGACUAUGGUGUGGGAUAAGCUCAGAACAAGCUCAUUCGAAUUAGACGAAGAGAUGAUUGAGUCGCUGUUUGGAUAUACGAUGCAAAGCUCAACGAAGAAUGAGGAAGGGAAGAGCAAGACUCCAUCACCAGGAAAACACCUUCUUGAACCUAAAAGGCUUCAGAACUUUACCAUUCUCUUGAAAGCCCUCAACGCAACCGCCGACCAAAUCUGCUCUGCCUUGGGAAAAGGGGAAGGCUUGUGUUUACAGCAACUAGAAGCCUUGGUGAAGAUGGUGCCGACUAAAGAAGAAGAACUGAAGCUGCGUAGCUACAAAGGAGCAGUGGAUGAGCUUGGCUCGGCUGAGAAAUUUCUCAGAGCUCUUGUCGGAGUUCCAUUUGCAUUUCAAAGAGCUGAAGCAAUGCUCUAUAGAGAAACGUUUGAAGACGAAGUAGUUCACCUCAGAAACUCCUUCUCUAUGCUUGAGGAAGCUUGCAAGGAGCUUAAGUCAAGCAGGUUGUUCUUGAAGCUUUUAGAAGCUGUCCUUAAAACUGGAAACAGGAUGAAUGUAGGAACCAUACGCGGUGGCGCAAAAGCCUUCAAGCUUGACGCUCUGCUCAAGCUCUCUGAUGUAAAGGGCACAGAUGGGAAGACAACUCUGCUUCACUUCGUCGUACAAGAGAUCUCUAGGUCCGAGGGAAUAAGGGUUUCGGACAGCAUCAUGGGACGGAUCAUGAACCAGAGAUCCAAUAAGAACAGAACAGCCGAGGAGAAAGAGGAAGAUUACAGAAGGAUGGGGCUCGAUCUCGUCUCGGGUCUAAACACGGAGCUAAGAAACGUGAAGAAGACGGCAACGAUUGAUCUGGAAGGUCUUGUUAGCUCGGUAUCAAAUCUAAGGGACGGAUUAGGGGAAUUGAGGUGUCUAGCGAACGAGAAGCUGAAAGGGGACGAGGAAAACAGAGCAUUCGUUAGCUCGAUGAGCUCGUUCUUGAGAUACGGAGAGAAGAGCUUGGAGGAGUUGAGGGAAGACGAGAAGAGGAUAAUGGAGAGGGUUGGAGAGAUCGCAGAGUAUUUUCAUGGAGAUGUGAGAGGAGAUGACAAGAACCCAUUGAGGAUCUUUGUGAUUGUCAGGGAUUUUCUGGGGAUGUUGGAUCAUGUUUGUAGAGAACUGAGGUGUGUUAGGGUUCCCAAUAGCCCUAGUCCUUUGGCUCCGUUUCGAUGAACAGUGAUGACUUCGAACAGAACAGUAAAUUUUUAAUGAAAAUUAUGAGCUGUUUAUGAUAACAGAGUGGGUUUGGGGUUUACUGUGGAUUAGAGAUGGGCAAAGAUUCAGACUAUGAGAGGGUCGACUAUGGAGAGUUAUGUGAAGAUCGAUAGAUAUGUAAGGAUUUGUAUAUGUAUCAUAUGCUUAAAUCGUGAUUAAAAAAAAUGUUUCUAUGGACAAUCUAGAGUUUGUUUCUUUCGUUGACAGAACUAAAUAUCCCAUCCUUUGCAUGCCAAGCUUAACCGAGAAUGGUAGAUUUACUGUUUCAUCCCUAC
Thlaspi arvense is the source of this 3415-nucleotide messenger RNA. NCBI's taxonomy places the organism in Eukaryota, Viridiplantae, Streptophyta, Magnoliopsida, Brassicales, Brassicaceae. The record is from the annotation of a GenBank genome assembly.